This is a messenger RNA of Phytophthora nicotianae INRA-310, 366 nucleotides long. RefSeq lists its product as hypothetical. Bases 1 to 366 code for a protein of 121 amino acids. The record is from RefSeq and is a predicted model, not a curated record. The transcript has a single exon. Lineage: Eukaryota; Oomycota; Peronosporomycetes; Peronosporales; Peronosporaceae.
AUGCGGAUCGAGUACUUUCCUCACGGUGUGCAAUUGGGAUGGCUCAUUGAUCCAAAGAACAAAAUCAUGUACGAAUACAAGCGAUACGCCCAAGGAAAUCGUCUUGUUCGACGCUUUGGCAAUAGCGCGUGGAGAGAUCUUGAUGGUGGUACCGUUCUUCCUGGCUUCACUCUUAAUUGCGAAGAUUUGGACGAUGUGUUGAACCAGGAAUCCGGAUCGUCAUCGGAAGAAGAAGUUGAUUUGACUUGCCCAGAGCAUGGAUGCACAGAACGAUUCAACAGAUGCGGUGCGUUUGUUGCUCAUGCUGAAUGGCACCGUGCUGAAAGUGCUAGAGCUCGACGUAGAGCAAACCGUGCGAACCGUUAA